Molecule: messenger RNA, 1030 nt
Organism: Ipomoea nil (Japanese morning glory)
Lineage: Eukaryota; Viridiplantae; Streptophyta; Magnoliopsida; Solanales; Convolvulaceae
Product: probable WRKY transcription factor 40
Exons: 5
Coding region: 67-852 (261 amino acids)
Biological process (GO): regulation of DNA-templated transcription
Molecular function (GO): DNA-binding transcription factor activity; sequence-specific DNA binding
Source: RefSeq, a predicted model, not a curated record
CUUAAUCCGCCCUUCAAUUCAACAGAUUCAGUUUGCAGAAUACUGUGAUCUUGACUCCACGCUGCGAUGGGCAGUUGCGCCUUGGAAGACAAUUCUCCUUGUAUGGAUAUAGAUCUCAAUGCUACCGUCAACGAAAUUCCGAUGAGGGAUGGACAACAUGAAACGUUGGAGGAAGAGUUGAACGAGACUAGGGCGGAGAACAAAAAGCUGUCGGCGGCGCUGUCGGCGAUGUGCGAAAACUACAGCAGCUUGCAGAGUCGGUUACUGGAUUUCAUGCAAGAGAGAUCGUGGAAGAGGAGGAAGUCCGACCGGGACACGACAACCUGCGGGAGUUCCGAAAUCGGGUACGAUGAAGCAUCGGUAUUAUCCAAGAGGCCUAGGGAAAUCAGAACUAAUAUCUCCAGAGUUCACGUCCAGACCGAUCCAUCCGACACCAGCCUUAUUGUGAAAGACGGAUAUCAAUGGCGAAAGUACGGUCAGAAAGUAACGAGAGAUAACCCAUCUCCUAGAGCAUACUACAAAUGUUCUUUUGCACCUUCUUGUCUUGUGAAGAAAAAGGUGCAGAGAAGUGUGGAAGAUAAAUCCAUCUUGAUAGCUAUAUACGAAGGUGAACACAACCAUCCCCACCCAUCAGAGACAACCCAAACAUUUACCUUAGCAUCACAAACAUCUAAUCUAGGAUUUCACAAUAACAUACAAAGAUCAUCAUGUGAUUCCAUAGUGGACAACACCAAGGAAAUACAACAACUUUUGGUUGAGAAAAUGGCUUCUUCCUUGACAAAUGAUCAUAGCUUCACUGAAGCACUGGCAGCAGCCAUAUCCGAGAGGAUAUUAGACAACCCCUUAGAUUGAUGGUGAUGAAAUCAUAGUUGUAUAAUUAAUUAGUGUCGUUAUAAGUCACAUGAUUUUUUUUGGUAAGUGUAUGAUUUAGUUGAUGAUUUUUAAUGUAUUCCUGCAUGGUUUAAUUUGUAUAUGAGAUUAUGAGUUCGAUUUGCUUAGAAACUUUCUAAUUUCUUUUAGUUUAUAUUUA